Messenger RNA from Populus trichocarpa (black cottonwood), 1497 nucleotides. RefSeq names its product chaperone protein dnaJ 11, chloroplastic. The record is from RefSeq and is a predicted model, not a curated record. Lineage: Eukaryota; Viridiplantae; Streptophyta; Magnoliopsida; Malpighiales; Salicaceae. Bases 125 to 640 code for a protein of 171 amino acids. The transcript is spliced from 2 exons.
UCUUAGACUUUUCUCUCUUUGUAUAUAUAAAACAGUCUUUCUCCUCUCCAUCUAUCUUGCUCACAAUUUCGCUUCCAAAUCAUCUUCUCUUAUUCCCAUUUUGCACGCAAAACCUUCUCUUCCAAUGUACACUACGUUCGCUCCCUCCCCUCUAACCGCUGUGACCUCCGUAAUCACCGCCGCGGCAACCUCGAACACAGUUCAAAAGCCUAUCCUUUUAUCACCGGUUAAAACAACCGCCGGUCGUUCUUGUCGGGGUUUACAAAUCAAAGCCUCGGUCUCAACGUUUCCUGACUCGACCCGAGUCGACUCAAGGUAUUCAACGCUGAGUCUGUACGAUGUACUCCGGGUGAAUCCAGCUGCGUCGCAAGUGGAGAUCAAGUCAGCGUACAGGAGUCUUGCGAAGAUUUACCAUCCUGAUGCUUUUUUGAGUCAUGAUCGUGAUCAUGAUGACGAGCAAUCGGACGGUGGAGAUUUUAUCGAGAUUCAUAGUGCUUAUGAGACGUUAUCCGAUCCGACUGCUAGAGCGGUUUAUGACCUGUCUUUAUCGGCAGCGGCGAGGUGUUUUUACAGGAGAGCGGCCGGGUAUUCGGGCGGGGAUUAUACGACCCGAAGAUGGGAAACAGAUCAGUGCUGGUAAAGAGAAUGGAAAACUGACCAGGUCACCAGCAAGUAAUUAAUGACAUGCAUGAGAACGCGGAUGCUUGCAAGCUCGGCACCAGUGACGGCAGGUGAGGUCCUUGCACGGUUCACAAUCUCAACGACUUGCUCAACAAUUGGCCGUGCGUAUAAUACAAUCAUUUGGUCAGUUGGCAGUAUUGCAGCUGCCACCGCCGUCAUCCACUCAAGCUUUCGGGGAGUAUCAUUGUUUAUAUCACAGGCCAGCUGCUGUAGCAGAGAGAGUAAUACUCCCUGGCUUAGAGGGAGGGGAGACAGAGACAUGAUACCCUGCAAACCAACCUGGCCAAAAAAACACGAUCAACUCUUCUCAGGUCCAUAUCAAAGUUGAGAUGAAAGCCACAAGCCCAGCAGAUUAGCAAGGGAAACGAGAGCAAGAAAAUCACACAUCUUCCAUUACCACCAUGUACCAAGACUAGAUAGAGUGAGAAAUACCUGACUGCACAGCCAGGAUACAAUAGCCACGUCACUUCUUUGGAGCGCAAUAGUGAAAGCCUCGUCGUAUUUGCAUUCAGAUAUUAAUCUUUUUAGCUCUUUCGUUGGAUCCAACUGUGUUUCAACCUGAGUCAUCAAAGGGAGAAUGCUUAGAAUUACCUCCAUGAUAACAAAUGGUUUUUGACAGUCAUGAGCAGCUGAAAUAGUUAAGAUCACGAAACACAACAGACCUUCUCCUGGAAGCUAGCCAAGGGUCCGUCGCUAGGUUGCGUGGCCGAUGGAUUUGUUGCACCUGAGUUUGCGGCAAUAGCUAACAGCUGUCUUUGACUAUCAGCCAACUCCAUGCUCAAGGUUUUUGUCAAUGACGAUGCUGAGUUGAUUGAA